Messenger RNA from Pisolithus orientalis, 2557 nucleotides. RefSeq lists its product as uncharacterized. The coding region runs from base 103 to 2079 and encodes 658 amino acids. Lineage: Eukaryota; Fungi; Basidiomycota; Agaricomycetes; Boletales; Pisolithaceae. The record is from RefSeq and is a predicted model, not a curated record. Gene Ontology annotation, molecular function: thiamine pyrophosphate binding; flavin adenine dinucleotide binding; magnesium ion binding. Gene Ontology annotation, biological process: L-valine biosynthetic process. The transcript has 6 exons. Gene Ontology annotation, cellular component: mitochondrion; acetolactate synthase complex.
GGCGUGGCGUGGACCGAUCGAGUCACCAUCAAUUUGACUCCACUUAACUUCAGAAGCCUGGAGUUGAUCUCCCUCUCUAGCUAACUUUACCUGCAAGCUUUCAUGUCGUUGCCUAGUGCUCUGCGUGCACGGGGUGCACAAAAAUCUGCAGCGAAUGCCUGCUUCAUUCGCUCAAGGUCGACCGUCUCUUCAAACUCGAUCGUAGAUGCCAAAGCCAGAGUGAGAGACCAUGCCAGACAAAUCAGCAGAUCCUCCGUGCGAGGUGCUAUCCCCGCUGCCGCUGCUCGACCCGAGCCGGCACCAGGUUUUCAACAGUUGCCACCUAGCAGCGGGGCCUUGCCGUUGCUGGAAUCUCAAAUACACGCAGCUCUUGACCACUCGUUCGUAGGGAUGUCAGGCGGCGAGAUCUUUCACGAAAUGAUGCUUCGACAUGGAGUGAAGCACAUCUUCGGGUACCCAGGGGGUGCUAUUCUCCCUGUGUUCGAUGCUAUCUACAACUCUAAGCAUUUUGACUUCAUAUUACCACGCCACGAACAAGGUGCCGGUCAUAUGGCCGAAGGGUACGCACGUGUAUCCGGAAAGCCCGGUGUCGUCCUCGUCACGAUGCCUUGUCUGACUGGUGUCCCCCUCGUUGUCUUUUGUGGUCAGGUCGCCACGUCAGCCAUCGGUUCUGACGCUUUUCAAGAAGCUGAUGUCGUCGGCAUUUCGCGGAGUUGCACAAAAUGGAACGUUAUGGUCAAGGACAUCACGGAGCUACCCAGACGCAUAAAUGAAGCAUUCAAAAUCGUCAUGUCAGGACGCCCGGGUCCUGUUCUUGUAGAUCUACCAAAAGAUGUCACAGCGGGUAUCCUGCGCACUCCGCUGCCAUACAAGGCGACAACCCCUGGCCUUCAUACCCUUCCUUCUAAUCCAUUGCAGGCUGUGACCUCGCCCACCGAUAUGGUCCUUAUCCAGCAAGCCGCCAGUCUGAUCAAUCAGUCACAGCGGCCCAUUAUCUACGCCGGCAACGGUGUCCUCUCGUCGCCUUUUGGUCCCAAGCUGCUGGCUCAACUGGCAGAGCAGGGUAAUAUCCCGGUGACGACGACAUUGCAAGGUCUAGGUGCAUUCGACGAGACCAACGAAAGGAGCUUGCAUAUGCUCGGUAUGCAUGGCUCAGCGUAUGCGAACCUUGCUAUGCAAAGCGCAGACUUGAUCAUUGCAUUGGGUGCACGGUUCGACGACCGUGUUACAGGAAAGAUCGAUACUUUUGCCCCUGCCGCUCGUGCAGCAGCAGCUCAAGGACGAGGAGGCAUAAUCCAUUUCGAGAUUCAGCCCAAAAAUAUCAACAAGGUCGUCGAAGCGUCUAUUCCUAUCCUUGGUGACGUCGUAUCGAAUAUGUCUGCCCUUGUGCCCUUGAUUCGGUCAUCGCCCCGUACGGACUGGUUCACAGAUAUCAAACAGUGGAAGGAGAAGUAUCCCUUUACGUACGUGAACUCUGCAUCAGGAUCCGAUGGUCGGAUGAAGCCACAGGCUGUCAUCGAGGAGUUGGAUAAACAGACGGCCCACAGGAAGGAGGAGGUCGUCGUGUCCACUGGUGUUGGCCAACAUCAAAUGUGGGCUGCGCAACAUUUUCGGUGGAAAACUCCACGUUCAAUGGUCACUUCUGGAGGUCUCGGUCCGCCCCGAACAAGACUUGUGGUUGAUAUUGAUGGAGAUGCUUCAUUCAGUAUGACGGCAAUGGAGCUUGCGACGGCCUCGCAGUUUGAUAUUGGAGUUAAGGUUCUUGUGUUGAAUAAUGAAUUCCAAGGAAUGGUACUGCAAUGGCAGGACCUGUUCUAUGACGCUCGGUACUCCCACACAAGAAUGACAAAUCCUGAUUUUGUCCUCCUUGCCAAGGCGAUGGGUGUACAUGCUAUUCGGUGCAGCAGCACGGAGGAGCUCCCAGAGAAGAUGAAGGAAUUCCUGGAGUAUGACGGGUCGAAACCUGUCCUCAUGGAGUGUAUUGUUGAGAGGAACGAGCACGUGUAUCCCAUGGUACCAGCAGGCAAAGCUCUGCACGAACUGGUCCUCCACCCUUCACUGAGACCAAAAGCUCAGUGAAGGUGUGAAUUUGACAUGGGUAUCUACCUCUCAACCGCAACCAAAUGAACAAAAAGAAACCACUUCCUUUCCAUACCAUUUAUCUUUCGCGCUUUUUAACCGUUUUUCGCUGCGUAGUACUACCGAGGAUACACGCUACGUUGCCAGGGAGUCUCACAUUGCUUGACCCAAAAUGAGGCAGUUUCGCCUCUCGGAUUUCAUAGUUUGUACUAUAUCCGCGCUUUCCAACAAUUUUCGAUACAUGCUGGCAAAUUCUGGGCGUUUGGAGUGCUGAAGUCGAAGUAACAACUGCAAUGGGCCAAUUGUCUCGGCCCGUUGUCACAUACUACCAUUGGAUGGCAGAUGCAAAACUUCUGCGAAAUAUUGACUUCACAACAAUUCAACAUUCAAAUCUCGAAUUUUUUUUACUUGGUAGAAUGAGAUCUAAGCUACAUCCGUGUUGAGUUUUACAAUAAGUGACGAAUUGAGUGCGGCGGAG